Messenger RNA from Lodderomyces elongisporus, 249 nucleotides. RefSeq lists its product as uncharacterized. NCBI's taxonomy places the organism in Eukaryota, Fungi, Ascomycota, Pichiomycetes, Serinales, Debaryomycetaceae. The coding region runs from base 1 to 249 and encodes 82 amino acids. The record is from RefSeq and is a predicted model, not a curated record. The transcript has a single exon.
AUGCUAGUUGUAUCAACAUUUGAAGUCAUCCACACCACAACCACUACAGUAUCCAAGGCAUUGUUGCUACUAAUAGUCAUACCAUUGAUCCUAUUAUUCAUCUGUGACUUAUCAUACUUUGUUUAUCUAGAACUAAAGAAGCAGACAUAUAAAGGAGUUGAAAAUGAAGUUGAAGCUGGAACGCAACACAACCAAGUCAAGGCUAAACAAGGCAACAUUGUUGGUAGUGGAAAGAUUUACAUGAGAUGA